GCUCGUUCUGGGUGCUGAUACGGGAGCGCGCCUCUCUUUUCUGCGCUGGCUGAAGAGGUCGGCAGCUGCUGUUGGCGUGUGCUGUACUGUGCUGCGCUGCGCUGCUGUGUCUGUGUUUAUGGCUAUCUGAAUGCAAACGCUGGAGAGUGAGAGAGACUUCCAACCGCUGUAUGCAGCGAGUGCAGUCAGCUUUAAGACGGGAGAAGCUAGGUGCAGACUCAGAGAGUCAAGGAAUGAAAAUAAGACCCGACCCCCAUCACGUCUGCCUGUGUUUCAAACUGAAGAUGCGCUUCCAACAGAUUUGGAAUACAGUUCGACAGGUGUUGGAGGAGCUAUGAAGACGUGUCUAGGAUUAAUAGCUUCUCAUCCAACUAUGACGACCACGGCUACCACUACUACGAGUUCACCAGUGUGUGCCUAAAACUGGCUUCAUCUUUUGGUUUGUUUGUUUUGUGUUUGGCUUUUUCUUGUUUUUUUGUUUCUUUUUGUUUGUUUUUGGAGAAGAGCAGUUACUGUUUUUUUGUUUGUUUUUUUCUCUCAAAAGGAAGAUUGUUGCAGAUCAGCUAAAUAUUUAAUAACAUCCCACCACUCAUACUGAAACAUCCGAGCGAUGGAAAACUUCAUUUGGAUCUACGAAUCAGACAGUAAAAUAUCUAAUAACUGUUGCUAACAGCGAUCAGGACAAAUGACAUAGGAUGAUCACUGCUGGUCACCUCUUUCUGUCUGUGCUGUCAUCCCUUCUUGUGCUGGCUGCGGGCUUGGAGCUUCUGAGUCAGGACAACGUGUGCUCCACGGUGGUCGCGGGGGUGCUGUACGGCUCCUUCUCGCUCAAGGACGUCUUCCCCAAGAUCGCGGCGGGCUGUUCCUGGACCCUGGAGAACCCAGACCCCACCAAGUACUCGCUCUACUUCAAAUUCAAUUGGGAGGAGCACGCUUGCCUCCACUUCUCCCCUAUGGUGUUGCCGCUGGACCACUACCUCUCCAACCACACCUGCACCCAGCUGGACUACAUCGACUACGAAGGAGUGGAACUGUGCGAAUCCAGGGCUCCCGUCACCUUCCUCCAGUUCGACAAGAACUUCGUGCAGCUCUGCUUGACCAGAGAACCAGAGGACGUGCCGUUCCUAGCGGAGGAGACUCUGGAGUUCCACCUCGUGGAAGUUCUGCUCAUCAACAAUGAGAACUCCAGCCAGUUCACAUGCGGGAUCCUGUGCCGCUGGUUUGAGGAGUGCCUUCGCUCCAACAGAAAGAGUGAACACUGUGGAAUUACCCAGACGGGAUGUAUCUGCCCAGAGGUCCUCCCCCCACCCCCGCCUCUGUCGGCGACCAGGCAAAAUGAGUCCGUCUCCAAUGUGAUACUCCCCCCACCCAGCAGUGAUUGCUGCGUCACCGAAUUGCAUUCUACGAAUGCUAACGAUAUAGCCCCCAGAGACGCCAGGCAAGAUCAUGAUGUAGACGAGGAACAGAAGGUGAAGACCCAACGACCCAGAUCAGCUGAUCAACCAGGCACCUUCCAGGCACAGACAGGAGACCCUGCCGCGGAGGAGUGGUCCCAGUGGAGUGUAUGCUCACUGACCUGCGGACAGGGCUGGCAGGUCCGGACGCGCUCCUGCGUCUCCUCUCCGUACGGGACUCUGUGCAGCGGACCCCUGAGAGAGACAAGGCUCUGCAACAACACGGCCACCUGCCCAGUGCACGGGCUGUGGGAGGAGUGGUCCCCGUGGAGUUUGUGCUCGGUAUCGUGUGGGAGAGGGUCCAGAAUGAGAACGCGGACUUGCAGCGCUCCGCAGCACGGAGGAAAGGCCUGCGAGGGGCCCGAGGUGCAAAAUAAACUCUGCAAUAUCGCUGUGUGCCCCGUGGAGGGGCAGUGGUUGGAGUGGACUCCCUGGACCAGGUGUUCAGUGACGUGUUCCAACGGCACUCAGCAGCGCACGCGGCGGUGCAGUGCCUCAGUUCACGGCUGGACCGAGUGCAAAGGUCCCCAUGCGGACACUCGGAACUGCGUUCUCACAGCCUGCCCAGCGGAUGGGAAGUGGGGUAACUGGAACCACUGGAGCCUGUGCUCUAAGACCUGCGACACAGGCUGGCAGCAGCGGUUCCGGAUGUGCCAGGGGACGGGGGAGCAGGGCUACCCCUGUGAGGGGUCAGGGGAGGAGGUACGCACCUGCAACGACAAGAAGUGCCCAGCUCCCCAUGAGAUGUGCCGGGAUGAAUAUGUCGUGUCCAUGACCUGGAAGAGAGCAGCAGCCGGGGAGAUCGUUUACAACAAGUGUCCAUCAAACGCAACAGGAUCUGCCAGUCGUCGUUGUUUGCUGGACACUAAUGGAGUUGCUUACUGGGGCCCUCCGAGCUUCGCCAGAUGCAUCUCACACGAGUACAGAUACUUACAUCUAUCACUUCGAGAGCAUCUUGCGAAGGGUCAGAGGACCCUGGCUGGGGAAGGUAUGUCUCAGGUCGUGAGGAGUCUCCUCGAGUUAAUGUCCCAGAAGAGCUAUUACAGCGGAGACCUCUUGUUCUCAGUGGAGAUUCUCCGAAAUGUGACCGACACCUUCAAGAGAGCAACCUACAUCCCAGCAGCAGACGACAUACAGAGAUUCUUCCAGGUAGUCAGCCUCAUGUUGGACGUUUUAAAUAGAGAGAAAUGGGACGAUGCACAGCAGGUCUCCCCGGGCUCAGUGCAUCUGAUGCGGGUCGUGGAGGAUUUCAUCCACCUGAUCGGGGAUGCGCUCAAAGCGUUCCAGAGCUCUCUCAUUGUCACCGACAACCUGGUGAUCAGUAUCCAGCGCGAGCCAGUGACGGCCGUCUCCAGCGACAUCCACUUCCCGACGAAGGGCAGAAGGGGGAUGAAGGACUGGGCUAGGAGCUCGGAAGACAAGCUCUUCAUCCCCAAGGAGGUCUUCACCCUGGCAUCAUCAGAAUCGGAUGAGGCCUCGUACUUCGUAAUAGGAGCCAUCCUGUAUCGAACGCUGGGGCUGAUCCUGCCGGCACCCAAGAGCCCCUUGGUGGUCAGUUCCAAGGUUCUCACGGUGACGGUCAGGCCACUUCCCAAACCACAGGAACCAUUGGUGGUGGUGGAGCUCUCUCCCGUUUUAAAUGGCACCUCGGACCCUCACUGCGUCAUCUGGGACUACUCGAAAACAGAGGCUGGCACUGAAAACUGGGACACACAAGGCUGCCAAACGCUCCAAUCUCCUUCCAUCCACACCAAAUGUCUUUGCGAUCAGAUCUCCACCUUCGCAGUGCUUGCUCAGCAACCUAAAGAUCUGGCUAUGGGUCCUUCCGGAGUGCCAUCAGUCCCUCUAAUGAUCGGGUGUGCAAUCUCAUGUACGGCCCUGCUCAUUUUGUUGGCUGUUUAUGCCGCUUUUUGGAGGUAUAUAAAGUCAGAGCGGUCCAUCAUCUUGCUCAAUUUCUGCCUGUCCAUCUUGGCAUCAAAUAUCCUCAUUCUCGUGGGCCAGUCGCAGACUCUCAGUAGGGGGGUGUGUACGAUGACCGCCGCCUUCCUCCAUUUCUUCUUCUUGUCCUCGUUCUGUUGGGUGCUGACGGAGGCGUGGCAGUCCUACCUGGCCGUGAUUGGCAAGAUCCGGACACGCCUCAUCCGCAAGCGCUUCCUCUGCCUGGGCUGGGGAUUGCCUGCGUUGAUUGUCGCUGUGUCUGUGGGGUUUACCCGAGCCAGGGGAUACGGUACAGCAAGCUACUGCUGGCUCUCCCUGGAAGGUGGUUUGCUCUAUGCGUUUGUUGGCCCUGCAGCAGUCAUUGUUCUGGUUAACAUGCUGAUCGGGAUCGUGGUGUUCAAUAAGCUGAUGUCUAGGGAUGGAAUUUCAGAUAAGUCCAAAAAGCAGCGUGCUGGUCAGGCGAGCGAACCCCGUAGCCGACUGCUUCUCAAAUGCUCCAAGUGUGGGGUUAUCUCGAGUACAGCUCUCUCCUCCACCACCGCCAGCAACGCCAUUGCCUCUCUCUGGAGCUCUUGUGUAGUGCUCCCCCUGCUGGCUCUCACCUGGAUGUCAGCCGUGCUCGCCAUGACAGACCGGCGCUCCAUCCUGUUCCAGGUUCUAUUCGCUGUCUUUGAUUCGGUGCAGGGCUUUGUCAUCAUCGCUGUGCACUGUGCCCUUCGCAGAGAGGUGCAGGACGCUGUGAAGAGCCGCAUGGGGAUCUGUAAGAGUGAGGAGAGCGAGAACUCCCCCGAUUCCUGCAAGAACGGCCAGGCCCAGAUCAUGACAGAUUUUGAAAAGGAUGUGGACCUGGCUUGUCAGACAGUCAUUUUUAAAGAAGUGAACACAUGCAACCCUUCGACAAUCACGGGCACGCUGUCCCGAAUCUCGUUGGACGACGACGAAGACCCCAAACUCCACACCAACAUGGAAAGCCUCCACUUCUCCAGCCUGCCGGGUAACAUCCCCCCUCCUAACAUCCUGGUCCAGGUCCCGCAGAUGACUGGCUUGAACGAGCUCAACGAACAGACCCUCAAGAAAGACGUGAACCUGGACCCGCGGGGGCCCGUGUACCUAUGUACCGACAACCAUCUUCGUUCUAUGGAACUCAACUGGGCCAGGCCUCAGGAGGCCAGCUCUGAAGGGGACUACAUGGUCCUGCCCAGGCGGACAGUCAGCCUCAAGCCCUUCUCCAAGGACGAGGGCAAACCGCUCAACAUCAAGAUGGAGCACCCCACCCAGCCGGUCCUGACCCACCGGCCGGCCGAGAAGGACAUGUACCCCAAUUUCGUCUCGGUGGACCACAUCAACAUGAACCUGAACCAGUCCUACGGCACUCUCAAGCACCCCCACGGGCUGCAGUUCAAACAGCACCCCUCGGUGCGGCAGAUACUGGCCUCAGAGCUUGGGGACAAGAGCAGGACCAUGCCCCGGAGCAAGGGGAGCCCCAGCCUGACCGGGGGCUCCUUGGAAAGAAAAAGAGUACGGUAUUCUGACUUGGAUUUCGAGAAGGUGAUGCACACUCGAAAACGGCACUCUGAGCUCUACCACGAACUCCACCAGAAAUUUCACACAAUCGAUCGAUGCAGAGAACCGUCCACAGCGACUUUCAAGAGAGAAAAGCGAUGGAGCAUUUCGUCAGCAGGAGGUGAAAAGAACUCUUCGAGCGAUAAGUCAACUCCAGAUGACCAGCAAUGCUGGAACAGCUUCAGAGUAAUGACUCUAAACGCCAUGCAGACGGAGCAGAAAGACAAACUGGAACUGCAUUGCAAAGACUGGGACACACCCGGCACAGAAACUUUAGAUACAUCCGAGGGAGACUUUCAAACGGAAGUUUGAUAACAACUUUUAAUAAAAAAAGAAAGAAUGAAUGAAUGAAUGGAAGAAAGAACAAUCACACACACACAAGAAGAGGCUGCAUAACAGUAUAUAUAUUUUCACAGUGACACUUUACAACAAAGAAAAAAAAAACUUUACAAAAAAAAUCUGGAAAUGUCUUCAUUUUCAUUUUUUUGACGGAUUUCUUUCACCAGUUUGACAGAAAAUAAGGAAUAUUUCUGCACCGUUUCUUUUUUGUGACACAUGUUAAGCCGUUUAGAUUUCCUUUCGUUGUUCCUUUUCCUAUUGGAUGAUAUGAGCUUUCUCUUUGAAAAAAAAAAAGAAUUAAUUAAUAAACAAGACCAAUCCUUUUUGAAGCACUAUGCCAGCUGUUUCACUUUCAUUAAGUUGCUUUUUUUUCUUUCUUUCUGAUGCACCCAGUAAACUUUUCAAACCAUUAACAGUUGAGACAUUUAAUGUAGGGGCAUGGGAGUAGUUUGAAAUUGUUUACCGUAUUCCUUCAAAUUUAAGCUUUUUAACCAAUUUUUUAUCUAUAGUGUAUAGUGAUGACGCUGCUGUGCUGAGCAGGUAUAGGCUCCCUGGGCACGCCCCCCAGCCAAUCAGGACCCCCCGAUCAGCUCAGCUCUGGGCAAGCCUUCCUGUUUACCACAGCAGCAGCGUUUCAUUAUUAGGCUCAGUUCUAAUGAGGCCCCCGUAUUCUUCAACUUGCCAAGCAAUACAGCAGUUCACGAAAAGGGAGAAAAACAUGUGCAAGUGGACUGGAAAUGAGAAGCAGUGCAUAACUGUAGUGCUGUGUGUGACAGCAGAUGGCUGCAAACUGCCUCCAUACUUCGUUUUGAGGUGCAUUUAAACCUGUUAAUAAUUUUAGCCCCCCCCCCUCGGUUUUGGACAGGGGUGAAGCCCAGGUAAGUCCGACUUUGUAAGUGGAGGUCACAGUUCCCUUGGUCCAUGGAGCAGAGGCAGCUGGUUUAUCAAAUGUGCCACGCGCUGUAAGCAUUACUGUCUAACCUGUGUGUAUGUGUCCCGAAGGUCUUGAAGCUUGCUGAUAUGAGCCACAAACCCCUCACUGUGAACCCAGACCACUCUAGUACUCAGGAGUGUUGUGGAGGCACACAGAAGUUUGAAAAACGCAGGUGUUGUCCAGAGCUGUUCUUGCAAUGCUCUGACUUUGUGAUAGACGGUACAGGAUGCAUUGCAGUUUAUUCCUGGAAGAGUGGCUUGUUUUUCCUUGAGUGACCAAGAUAAGCUGCCUUCUAGAUGAAUAAAAAGGAAUAGAGGGGGCUUUUCUCCACUGUAGAGGGCAACAGGACAUAUAUACUGUCAAUUUCAAUUCUGAAUACUGGAAAUCAGGGUGUUAGUUACAGUAGUAUCCCUCAAGAAAAUCUGCACAAUGUUGCGUCAAGCUGUAUGACUCCAAGGCCUAUGAUGUGAAACUAGAAAAAAAAACAAAAAAAAACUUUAUUUUGCAAUUUUCAUUUGACUCUUUACCAAAGCAGAUUUUGAGAGAAACUGUGCUCACAUUGACUUGAGGAGUUUCCCCACAUAUCAUUGAUUGCUGUUGUUGUUUGUACUUUCCACCAAAAUUAUAAGAAAUUAUAAAAAUCUUGCUGUUGACUUGAACACAGUACACAACACUGAUGUGAUAAUGCCUGUUUCGAAUGGAGUUAUCAAAAUAAAAUUCUCCAAACUGUUAACAACACAUUUUGAAUGGAUAAAAAACACCAAUAACAAUACAAAAAUAAUAAAUCUACUAAGAAACUAUGUAAGACUGCACACAAGCCCUUAAAAGAAAUGUCUAGAGACGAUUUGGAGUAAUGCCUUCUGGUUCUUUGCGCCUCUCAGCAUUUUUGACCAUAACCAAGCAUGACUUUGAAGUGUCCUUGUUCUGGAAUCAACAAAGCCAUCCCUAUCCUUGGCUCUCUAAGCAUGAAGGGAGGAGAUUUGACAGAUUGACGGUAAUCAUUCAGACAAAAUGACAGCAGCGAUCAAACUGCUCUGGGUCCUUUAAUUAGGGACAUGUAGGGCAUAACGUGACAUGAAAGGGGAAAAAUGCAUAAAUAAAUGGAAAAUCCAAGAAUAAGUCACUGUUCUUACUUGAUUUCAUAUAGAAUUGUAAUGAUUUAAAAAAAAAAAAAAAUACAUUGCAUACAAAUGUUAAUAAAUAGGACCAGUACAAAAAAACAAAAAGAAUCACAUUAUACGCCCUGGUAAACACAUAUGGCUGACUUUUACAUUUGGAAGCAAGGUAACUUGUGUUUCCUGGGGUCAGUCGCAUCACCAUUACGCAAUCACCUUCUCAACACCCAUCCAAACCAUCUUAAACAUCACCUUUCUGAACGGCUCUCCUCUAUGUUCCAGCCUGUAGAUAUUUCAGCUCCAGAUCUCUGAGAGCAGGCUCUGACACCAGCUGUGCAGUGAGCCGCGAGCAUGCGUCAGCCACCAGAGGCCCCCGGCUGAGUGUGAAUUUAGAAAGGGAGGACAGCAUUGAUCCUCAAACACUGUGUAAGGCGAGCAGACCCUGCAACUACAGGACAUAAAAAGCUUCCUGAUUUAGAGAAGCAUUGCCUGAGUCCUGGCUAGCCCAGCAGUGAAGACAUUAUUGAGGGGCAAACGGCAGUGUCUGAUGUUUGUUAUUAUUACACAAUUGGGAUUUGUAUUUUUAUUGUAUUUUUUUUCAUCAAUCAAUGUAUAACACAAUUGGUUCCCCGUUGUAUAGAAAGAUGUCAAAUGUACCUCCCUCGGUUCUCACCAGAUGGCAGCAUCGAGCCUCAAGCCACAUGGCACCAAGUUUGCUAGUGAGUGUACUGUUUCUGGUAUAACUUUUCACUAUCGCAAACAAAUCCAGAGGCUGUAUUGUCAAAGGCUUGUAAACCUGCUGUAUGCAACUCCUAGAGUUUAAAGACUACCACCAAGGAUUUGGCUUACAUUGACGCUUAAAUACUGGAGAUUGUUGUUAAUUCCCGUUUGACAACAUUUUAAAAGAAUUUCAAAGGGAUUUUGGUUUUUUAAUUAUUUUGUUUUAUGUAAAAUAUGACUGACAUUUUAAAUGGUUGUGCACUUGUAAAUAAAACUUUGUCUACUUCUGUA
Messenger RNA from Acipenser ruthenus (sterlet), 8354 nucleotides. Its product is annotated as adhesion G protein-coupled receptor B2-like. Gene Ontology annotation, biological process: negative regulation of angiogenesis; G protein-coupled receptor signaling pathway; cell surface receptor signaling pathway. Gene Ontology annotation, molecular function: G protein-coupled receptor activity. Gene Ontology annotation, cellular component: plasma membrane. The record is from RefSeq and is a predicted model, not a curated record. NCBI's taxonomy places the organism in Eukaryota, Metazoa, Chordata, Actinopteri, Acipenseriformes, Acipenseridae. The transcript has 32 exons. The coding region runs from base 696 to 5267 and encodes 1523 amino acids.